Puma concolor (puma) is the source of this 1541-nucleotide messenger RNA. It is a transcript of the gene CWC27, whose product is annotated as CWC27 spliceosome associated cyclophilin. Lineage: Eukaryota; Metazoa; Chordata; Mammalia; Carnivora; Felidae. Gene Ontology annotation, molecular function: peptidyl-prolyl cis-trans isomerase activity. Gene Ontology annotation, cellular component: catalytic step 2 spliceosome. Gene Ontology annotation, biological process: protein peptidyl-prolyl isomerization; protein folding. The record is from RefSeq and is a predicted model, not a curated record.
AAACUGGAGCUUUCUGCGACCACCCGAUUGAAGUAAGCGUGCCACUGAUAGGUGGACUGCUUUAGUGAUCGGCUCUCCGUUCUCACUCCCAAUUAGGAGCGGAGCCCUGAGCACUGAGCAGCAUGAGCAACAUCUACAUCCAGGAGCCUCCCACGAAUGGGAAGGUUUUAUUGAAAACUACAGCUGGAGAUAUUGACAUAGAGUUGUGGUCAAAAGAAGCUCCCAAGGCUUGCAGAAAUUUCAUUCAGCUUUGUUUGGAAGCAUAUUAUGACAACACCAUUUUUCAUAGAGUUGUACCUGGUUUCAUAGUCCAAGGGGGAGAUCCUACUGGCACAGGGACUGGUGGAGAGUCUAUCUAUGGAGCCCCAUUCAAGGAUGAAUUCCACUCACGGUUACGUUUUAAUCGGAGAGGGCUGGUUGCCAUGGCAAAUGCUGGUCCUCAUGAUAAUGGCAGCCAAUUCUUCUUUACACUGGGUCGAGCAGAUGAACUUAACAAUAAGCACACCAUUUUUGGAAAGGUUACAGGGGAUACAGUAUAUAACAUGCUACGGCUAACAGAAGUAGACGUUGAUGAGGAAGAAAGACCACGCAAUCCACAUAAAAUAAGAAGUUGUGAGGUUUUGUUUAAUCCUUUUGAUGACAUCAUUCCCAGAGAAAUAAAAAAGCCAAAAAAAGAGAAACCAGAGGAGGAAGUAAAGAAAUUGAAGCCCAAAGGCACAAAAAAUUUUAGUUUACUUUCAUUUGGAGAGGAAGCUGAAGAAGAAGAGGAGGAAGUAAAUCGAGUUAGUCAGAGCAUGAAGGGAAAAAGCAAAAGUAGUCAUGACUUGCUUAAGGAUGAUCCCCAUCUCAGUUCUGUGCCAGCUGUUGGAAGCGAAAAAGGUGAUGCAGCAGGAGAUUCAGCUAAUGAUGGAGAAUAUGAAGGUGCAGAGCAUGAUGAAUAUAGUGAUGGUGAUGGGAAGAACCUGAUGAGAGAAAGGAUUGCAAAAAAAUUAAAAAAGGACACCGGUGCAAAUGUGAAGUCCACUGGAGAGGGAGAAGUGAAGAAGUUGGUUACCCGCAGUGACGAGCUCCGAAAAGAAGCAAGACAGUUAAAGCGGGAACUGUUAGCAGCAAAACAAAAAAAAGUAGAAAAUGCAACAAAACAAGCAGAAAAAAAAAGUGAAGAAGAAGAAACUGCUCCUGAUGGUGCUGUUGCAGAAUACAGAAGAGAAAAGCAAAAGUAUGAAGCUCUGAGGAAGCAACAGGCAAAGAAGGGAACUUCCCGGGAAGACCAGACCCUGGCGCUGCUGAACCAGUUUAAAUCUAAACUCACUCAAGCAAUUGCUGAAACUCCUGAAAAUGACAUUUCUGAAGCAGAAGUAGAAGAUGAUGAAGGAUGGAUGUCACAUGUACUUCAGUUUGAGGAUAAAAGCAGAAAAGUGAAAGAUGCAAGCAUGCAAGAUUCAGACACAUUCGAAAUCUAUGAUCCUCGGAAUCCAGUGAAUAAGAGAAGACGAGAAGAAAGCAAAAAGCUGAUGAGAGAGAAAAAAGAAAGAAGAUAA